CACAGUACCUGAAGGCCUCAACAGUCACGUGGAAAAUCACACGGAAAGACGGAAAUGCAGCUGAGCUACAACUUGUGACAACAACAGAAGAAGAAUGACUACAGCGGCUCUGACUGCGGGUCUGGAGCGGAUCCCGGAUCAGCUCGGGUACCUGGUCAUCAGCGAGGACGGAGUUCUGGCUUCUGCAGGUGAGCUGGAGAACGACGAACACACAGCAGGUGUGAUGAUGCAGAUGGUUCGAACAGCGAGUCGGUUCAGGUUGGCUGGAUCAGUGGAGCCGCCUUUCAAACGCAUGUCAGUGAUUCUGGAGGACUUCGUUUACACGGUGACGGUUUCCGGUCAGAAGGUUUUUGUGGUCAAACGUCAGAACAACCAGCAGGAACCGAUCAGUGUUUAAGAGGCGGAGGUCAGGUGGUCUGACGGGGAAGGUCAGAGGUCAACAGCGGGUCCAUCAGAGCGACCUGCAGCUGGAUGUUUCCGUGUUUGAUUCACAUAAAGUUUUGUAUGUUUGAAUUUGUGUAUUUAACCUGCGUGACUGAAAAUAAAACCUCAUGAAUCUUUA
This is a messenger RNA of Morone saxatilis (striped sea-bass), 562 nucleotides long. RefSeq names its product late endosomal/lysosomal adaptor, MAPK and MTOR activator 4 (gene lamtor4). Bases 95 to 397 code for a protein of 100 amino acids. The transcript has 4 exons. Gene Ontology annotation, cellular component: Ragulator complex; lysosome. Gene Ontology annotation, molecular function: guanyl-nucleotide exchange factor activity. NCBI's taxonomy places the organism in Eukaryota, Metazoa, Chordata, Actinopteri, Moronidae. The record is from RefSeq and is a predicted model, not a curated record. Gene Ontology annotation, biological process: positive regulation of TOR signaling; cellular response to amino acid stimulus.